GUACGUCCAGGAGGCACUACGGGAAGUCCGUCUCGGUGAGAAUUUUAUCCCCCGUCGCGUGGUUUUUCUGCAACCGACCGUUAGUUAACCGUUUAGUCCGUUGGAAGAGGGAUAACAACGGUAGUGCGUCUGGUGGAAGAUCCAACUUGUGUGGGUCUUUAGCUCCAUGUCAGGAGGUAUUCUUUUCCAUUUACAACCACGGGAUGUUUAAUUCCGUAAGUAGGAGUAUAAAGUGAACGAGUUGUGAAUUAAGCAGCAAAAGGGUAUCAAGAAGACGACAGUAAGAAUGUUGAACAUCAAGUCGGUUGAUGCCCUGAUUACGAUCUAUUUCUCGCAUCUGAAGUGCGCAUAGGAGAAGUGGAUGCUGAUGGCUUCAGUAUGACUUAAGGAGUGUUGAAUAGGAUAAUUAAUAUUCGGGAGGAUAUGUCUUUCGAUGAUAGAAAGUUUCUAUUUAAAUUCGCUGUCGUUGCGAAUUUUUAAACGUGAAACGAUGUGCGUCAUCAAAUAUGCAGAAUGAUUCAAGUGUUGAUAGCUCCUGGGAAGGAAAUGGUUUAUAUGUGCAAAUGGUGCUUUCGCCUGAAGGGAAUUGCAGUCAUUACACAGCCAGUGGCGAUGAAGUGUUGAACGAGUUAGUGCUAGGAAGUGGUUUAACUGAAUCGAAUACCAGCAGUGAAUUUCUGAGAACUACCGCAUACUCGCCCUAUUUAGCAACGACUGUGGCAGUGUCAAGGAGUCUUGAAGAAUCGUGGUUUCAUCAAACAACUUACCAACCGGAAAUCCUACCAAACUCGAAAGAUCAAUACUACGACAUUGACCAGCAGACGUUUCUGUACUACGCAGAGCUGCUGAGUGUGCUCAACUUCUACUACAUUCCCGCACUGGUGCUAUUUGGUAGCAUCGGCAACGUAUUGUCAGUGUUAGUGUUCUUUAAGACGAAGCUCAAAAAGUUAUCCUCCUCAUACUACCUGGCCGCCCUCGGUCUAAGUGAUACGUGUUAUCUGUUCGGUUUGUUCGUGCCCUGGUUAAACUUGAUUGAUAUCAAAAUCUACACCCUGGAAAUGUACUGUCAGUUUUUUACCUUCUUCAGCAACCUGUGCAGCUUCCUGUCGGUGUGGUUUGUGGUGGCUUUCACGGUCGAGCGCUUUAUUGCCGUGCUUUAUCCGCUGAAGCGGCAAACGAUGUGCACCGUGCGGCGUGCCAAGAUAGUGAUAAGCGCAUUGACGCUGAUUGGAGUGUUUAUCAGUCUACCGGUGAUAUUUUUCGCCUCACCGCAAUAUUCACCCGCUAUGAAUGAAACCAUCUGUGAUAUGCCGGACGAGUACAAAGACCAGAUGACGGUAUUCAACUAUCUCGACACGAUUUUGGUGUUCGUGGUUCCGUUUACUGUUAUUGUGGUUCUGAACACUUUCACUGCACUUACCGUGUGGAAAUUUGCCGGUGUACGGAGAACGAUGACUAUGCCUCGGAGUUUCGGCAGUAAUAUCCGGGAAUCUCGACGACAGCAUCACCAGCUCAAUAAUUCUUUAACGAAUCAGUUGGUUUUGAAUGGAAACAUUCCGAUUCAGCAGGUUCACCAUUAUACUAGAAGUCGUGUAGCGAAUUCUCAAAUUAAGGUCACGAAGAUGCUGCUAAUAGUUUCGACCGUGUUCGUUUGCCUGAAUCUCCCAAGCUAUGCGGUUAGAGUGAAAAUAUUUUUAGGGACGGAACACGCUCACAUAAUGGUGCUGGUUCAAAACUGCUGCCACCUCUUCUUCAUGACCAAUUUCGGAAUAAACUUCAUCUUAUACUGUGUAAGCGGACAGAAUUUCAGGAAAGCCGUGUUUGGGAUGUUCCGUAAGCGCAGCACGAGGCAAAUAAAUCAGGAGCAAGCAUCCGGUACGCAGAUUACAGAGUUCGUUCUCCGCAGCGGCUCAAAAAUGCGGCGGAAUCCGACUGCAAUCAACGACCCAGACACUUCCUGGCGGGACCUGACUGAUUACCAAAUCACAAAUUUUGUAAAAUAAACGAAAGUCGCCCUAGAGCCACGGAAAACACGGGGCUAGUCGUGACUGCAUGCGACCACACGGUUGUCAAAAAGGAAACGAAAAUCGUUAUACAACGUGACAGACAUCAGGACAGAACAAAUAGCUUUAGGCGUGUCUCUACCAUUAUUCGUGUUGGAUAUUUUGUUUAGAUUUAUUUUUCGAUGAAAAUAAAAAGAGAGCAUA
This is a messenger RNA of Topomyia yanbarensis, 2207 nucleotides long. RefSeq names its product cysteinyl leukotriene receptor 1-like. Gene Ontology annotation, molecular function: G protein-coupled receptor activity. Lineage: Eukaryota; Metazoa; Arthropoda; Insecta; Diptera; Culicidae. Bases 507 to 2003 code for a protein of 498 amino acids. Gene Ontology annotation, biological process: G protein-coupled receptor signaling pathway. Gene Ontology annotation, cellular component: plasma membrane. The transcript is spliced from 7 exons. The record is from RefSeq and is a predicted model, not a curated record.